UGCACUGUCAGCACUUAGUCGGUCCAAGUUCGUUGAUCAUUAAUUAAGUCGGUACGAAGUUUUGUGGGUGGAUUUUAAGGAAUAGCUGCCUUCUUCGCGUUCGUGUCGCCUGUAGGUUCCGUCUACUGUUAGGUACUCGUGCUCAUUAAAAUUUAGUACUAGAGUGCAGAAAUCAUGUGUACCACAUAGCAGGUUCCGUGGAGUUACAUUUAACAGUCGAGUGUUCUCCUUCGCCAACUAGGCCAAAGACGUAGAACUCGCUGCCGUUCUGAGCAGCACUCCGCCGAUAGAAAGUUCACCCUGGGUAGUGUCCAGCGAGGUGUAAACGUUAUGUGUAAAGUGCCGGGUCUACCGUUGUAUCUGAUCCAUUCCUACAAGAAGCGCCGCAUCAAGAUCGGUAAUAGUAGAAACAAUAGCAGCCUUGGUGGCGGCCUAAGUAAAAGACACAACAGUUGCAGUAUUCAAUUACUGCAGUGCCGCAUCGAGUGCAUCAAGAGUCAGAUUUGAGCGAAAGGAGGGCGGCGGUCUAGCAGAGAGCAACUAAAAAAUUCAUCCGUAAGGAACAAUGCAAAGCUUACGCAAUACGUUCAACGCCAUCAAAGUCAGCUUCCUCGAGAGCAGUACGAUCUGGAAGCACCCGCAGCGAAACCAUCGAACUGCGCGGCAUUCGGCAUCGAAGCGGUACAGGACGAACGGUCAGCUUCAGCGUCCCGAGUGCGACGAUACCAACGAAGAGGACGACUACGGCAACAUGGUAGCCGGAGCGGUGAGAAACUUUCAUCACGAGCAGCGCAAUGAUCCGCUGGUGCGGGAAAUGCGCCGAGUGCGUGAGAUCAACGCUCAACGCUACAAGGAGGACUACUCGCACGUAUUCCGGUCUAAAACCCGGUGGGACUUCAUUCGGCUCUCGUUCGUUAUCAUGGGCAUAGAGUUUGUUUAUUCGGCAGAAACAGCCUUCGUUUCGCCAAUUCUUCUGGGAAUUGGUGUUGAACAUCAGCUGAUGACUCUGGUGUGGGCUAUUUCUCCACUGGUGGGAUUCUUUCUGGCCCCUAUUCUAGGCACCGUCAGUGACCGCUGUCAGAGCAAGCUUGGUCGAAGGAGGCCCGUCCUGCUGUGGCUAUCCCUUAGUUUGAUUAUCGGCUGUAUUCUUGUGCCAUACGGUGAAAACAUUGGCAAGUGGUUUGGCGAUCUGGGAGAAAUCUUUCCCGAGACAUCCCCUGGGAACGUUACAGAAGUAUUGAACUCUAACUUGACAGCAUUCCUACCGUAUGAGUUUUACCGCAUCGAACAAGAAGUUACGGAGCACGAGAUGAACUACAAAUGGGCCAUAUUUUUCACCAUUUUGGGUACAUUGCUGAUGGACUUUAGUGCGGAUACGUCUCAAACACCGGCCCGGGCUUACUUGCUAGAUGUUUGUUUACCAGAGGAUCACGGUCGUGCGUGUAGUACCUUUUCGAUCAUGGCCGGAAUUGGUGGCAGUCUCGGGUACGCCCUUGGCGGCUUUAACUGGGAUGAUACCAGCUUCGGAGAGUUCCUCGGUGGAAGCAUCAAAACCGUGUUUACCAUUGUCACGCUUCUGUUCUUGGUCGGUUUGACGUUAACCGUGACUAGCUUUCGGGAGAUUCCGUUGCCCGUGAUGGAGAAGGAUGACCUGCUGAAGCCGUUAACGGAGUCCACGAUUAAAAAAGAGCGCGCGCGGCUAAACGAUAAGAUCUUCUUCAUCAAGGAUGUUAGUCGGACAUUCGCGAUGCAGCUACAAACGAUCGACGGAAAGCAGGUCGAACAACCACCACCGCAAUUGAUUACCAACGCACUGACCGAAAUAGAAAAAGGACCCACCGAUAGCGAUUCGGAUUUGGAAGACGAGGACACAACCAUGAGUUUAAAAGAUUUUUUGAAGAGUAUUUUCUUCAUGCCAAAGUCGAUAGCGAUCCUUUGUCUCACAAAUUUGCUCUGUUGGAUGGGACAUUUGAGCUUCUGCUUGUACUACACAGAUUUUGUCGGCGAGGAGGUAUUCCGAGGUAACCCGGCGGCCCCUUCCAAGUCGGAAGAUUACCAACUGUACCUAGAAGGUGUCCGAUACGGCUGCUAUGGACUGGCGAUCUACUCGCUGGCUUGUUCCUGUUAUUCAUUCACGAUCGAAAAGCUUAUAAAGAUUCUGCGGGCCCGAAUUGUCUACAGCGGGGGACUACUUAUCGAUGCAACUGGAAUGAUUCUGAUGGCUGUAUUUCCUAAUAGGAUAACUGUGUACGUGUUCAGUGCCACCGGAGGAAUUGUCUAUGCACUGCUAUUCACCAUGCCUUUUCUACUGUUGGGGCAAUAUCAUGCAAAGGGACAGUUCAAAACCAGCAAAUCGGACCUACCAGAAAAACCAGAACGAAAACGGGGUCUCGCUACCGAUAUAGCCGUUGUCGGUGGAAUGAUCUUCGUGGCGCAAAUCAUCGUAUCGCUGGGAAUCGGGUCGUUCAUCUCGUGGCUCGGUUCGACGACUGCUGUCAUCUAUGCAGCGGGAGUGUGCAGCUUCCUGGCCGCCAUUUCCGCGACGCAAGUCGUCUACAUGGAUUUGUAGAGAUCGUAGAAAUUCAAGGUUGAAACAAUCACACCACCUGCAGUGGACUUCAGACUAUACGAAAACUAUUUUAUUGCUAUUAUUAUUAUUAUUAUGAAAUAGUUAUUCUAUAUAAACAAUAACUUUGCUAAAGGUAUAUUGUGAUACGAUAUUUAAAUUAGUUUAAGUUAAAGGUCACCUAGAUAAGUAAAAUAAUGGAAUGUUCUAAGAUUCAA
Molecule: messenger RNA, 2784 nt
Organism: Wyeomyia smithii (pitcher-plant mosquito)
Lineage: Eukaryota; Metazoa; Arthropoda; Insecta; Diptera; Culicidae
Product: proton-associated sugar transporter A-like
Exons: 7
Coding region: 566-2569 (667 amino acids)
Biological process (GO): transmembrane transport
Cellular component (GO): membrane
Molecular function (GO): sucrose:proton symporter activity
Source: RefSeq, a predicted model, not a curated record